Messenger RNA from Pyrgilauda ruficollis (rufous-necked snowfinch), 801 nucleotides. Its product is annotated as microtubule-associated protein 1B-like. The annotation marks the transcript as partial. The record is from RefSeq and is a predicted model, not a curated record. The transcript has a single exon. NCBI's taxonomy places the organism in Eukaryota, Metazoa, Chordata, Aves, Passeriformes, Passeridae.
AAGGAAUCUAAAGAAGAAACACUGGAGCCUGCAAAACCUAGUCCAGCACCGGAAAAGCUCCAGAAAUUGGAAAGCAAAGAAAAAGUUUCAGUUAAAAAAGAGAAACCAGCAAAAGGGGAGACCAAACCUAUAGUGGCAGAAAAAGGUGCUAAAAGUAAAGAAGAGCAAAAAUCUGAAACUCCUGAAAAACAAGCUACAGAUGUAAAAGCAAAAGUGGCAAAGGACAAGCCAGUGAAAAAGGAGGUCAAAGCAAAACCUGAAGAAAAGAAAAAAGAAAAAGAAAAACCAAAGGAAGAGGUUUCUAAAAAGGAGGAGAAAACACCCAUGAAAAAAGAAGAAAAACACAAAAAAGAAGAGAUCAAGCAAGAAGUUAAAAAAGAGGUGAAAAAGGAAGAAAAUGAAACUAAGAAGGAAGUCAAGAAAGAAGCUCCACCAAAGGAAGUUAAAAAAGAAGGUAAAAAAGAUGAGAAGGAAAUUAAGAAGGAAGAAAAAGGAAUAAAAAAAGACAUCAAGAAGGUUCCUAAAGAAACAAAGACAUCUGCUGCUUCAACUGAAGUCAAAAAGCCAGCAGCAAAGCCUAAACCACAAAAGAAGGAGGAACCUACUAAAAAAGAAGCUAUAUCUGCUGAAAAGCCAAAGGAAAAAGUAAAAAUUAAGACUGUCAAGAAGGAGAUUAAAGUCAGUGGAGCUCAAGCUGCUCUUGCAAAAGUUGGAGCCACUACCACAACUGUAGCAGUUGCAGAAAUUGCAGCUAGUGGAAAAGAGCUUCAAGUUGAGAGAUCCCUUAUGUCUUCACCAGAG